Dothidotthia symphoricarpi CBS 119687 is the source of this 1035-nucleotide messenger RNA. Its product is annotated as nagb/rpia/CoA transferase-like protein. The transcript has a single exon. NCBI's taxonomy places the organism in Eukaryota, Fungi, Ascomycota, Dothideomycetes, Pleosporales, Dothidotthiaceae. The annotation marks the transcript as partial. Gene Ontology annotation, molecular function: S-methyl-5-thioribose-1-phosphate isomerase activity. The record is from RefSeq and is a predicted model, not a curated record.
UACGACAGCGCGCUGAAAGCCGCCGUCGAAGACCUCAAGUACGCCCGCGGCCCCACCGCCCGCCAAAUCGCCGACGCCGCCCUCGCGCACCUCGCUCACAUCGGCGACCAAGCCGCCCGCUACGCCGACACCUGGGGCGAGCUCUGGGCCAUGCUGUUGUACGCAUCGAAGCAUCUGCGCCUCGCGCGCCGCGACGCCUACGCAGCCGUGACGCCGUGCUUACUACGCGCCCUGUCGACUACCGCGAGCCUCUUCAACGAGAAGCAGGAGCAGGGGUGCGCGGGCACGGCGGAGCUAGCGCGCAUUGCGGCCUCGACGUUCGACAAUGUCCUCAUGGAGAGGAAGAUAGUAGAUGAACAUAUCGGUAGGAGCUUUGUGCAGUGGCUGACGACGUGUUGCGCUAAGUUGGAACGCGCUUCGAAAGAGGUGGAAGAAGGUAUUGGGAGCGGUGCGGUGCGUGUCCUCACGCUGGGGAACUCGAGUGCGAUUCGAACGGCGAUUCUACAUGCCCUUACUACUAUCCCGACACUAGUCCUGAACGUUACGAUCCUGGAGGCGCGAUCCAAGACCGAGGGCGCGCAGAUGGCGCACCAGAUCCUCAUGUCGUGGAGCGAUCGCACCCGCCUUUCCGUCCACGUAGUGUCUUGUUCAGCAAUGCGCGCGGCAGCCCGCGACAUCGACGUCAUGCUCCUGGGUGCCGAGCAGAUCUCGUCCAAGGGCGCCGUUAGGAACAAGACCGGUACUCUGGCUGCCGUGCAGUGUGCUAGGAUGCUCAAUGCGGGCGUUGCGGUCGUGGUGCUCAGCGAUAUGGACAAGAUUGCUGCCCCGGGCGCGGAGAUCGGUGCUAGUAUGCGACGUAAUCCGCAUGCGGAUCCGGCGACGAUGAAUAUACUAGAGGGCAAGACCGGGAUUGAAUGGAUAUCUGCGGGUCUUGUCGAUGCGUAUGUUACCGAGAAGGGAAUUGUGAAUGUUGGUGAGAUAAAGGUGCUGGCUAGGGAACUUGGCGAGCUGGAAGAAUACAUCUUUGGGCGAAAA